UGUCAGUCAACAACAGAAUGCGCGCGCAUGCGAGUCGCACAGUAUUUUUUUACCCUAUCUACCGGCACCAACAACUACACCAGUAUUGAUCGGGCCUUCGUCGCGAUACGGCGUCUCGAAAAUGCCAUUCGAAAAUUCUCAUGUUUCACUGUUUUCCGAUUGAAUAUAACGCCUAAAGGUUAUACUGAAGUUAUGGAGGUGUGAAUUGAUUGUUAAAAGUGUUUUGGAUUAAGUGCCGAUAUGUCUAAGAUGAUUAAAUGGUGCCGUAGAUAGAGGCAGAUUCCUAUCGAUAAAAAUGGAAGGUUGAGAUCGUUUGAGCUUCGAGGAAUUUUUGCAAAUAAUCCAACAAGAAUAACACGCACGGAGUCGUUAGAUCGUGAUGAUAUGAAAAAAGCAACGAGUUCCACAGAAACAUCAUAUGCCGAUGUGAAACAUGGAACAUCAAUAAAAGAACAAACAUUUUCUAAAAGCUAUGUACCGUAUUUACCUAAAAUGAGCUUAAGUUUAGAAAAAGUGGUAGAACAAAACCCUCGAAUUCUAGAUUUACGAGAAAAACUUAACGCAAUCACAAAGAAACAAGAUCGUAAUGUCGAUAAAAAGACUAAAGGACUCAUUAAUGAUAUAACACAAAAAUUAGUGGAUGAUAAAGAACAAGAUGAGUCAGGACCAUACAGCUUACUAUUCGAUCUUAAAACAGACCCAUCAACAUCAAAUCAUAAUAUGUGGAGUAAAGAAACUAACGAUCAGACUGUAUGUUUGAAUUCUAAUGAGUUGUCAGAUAAAAGUCCAGAUAGAAUAGGAGUUAAUGUGCUUAACUUCGAUGAUAAACCCCUAAAAGAAUUUGAAUACUCAUGUGAAGGUGAAAUAAAUUUCCCUACCAAAAAGGUUUUUAGCACACAUUCAAGGUCAGAUCUUUGCCUACAACUAAAGUCGCAUAUACAUCCGCGUUCCUUUGAAACAAACCCAAGUCCAAAUGAAAAUUCCCUCAAUAGAACAAAUGAAGAGAAUUCUCUUGAUGACAGCUUAGGAAUCUUAACCCCAGACCAAAUGGAUGACAUUUGUUACCUGGAAAAUGCUUUUUCUCCAACUGUAGAGGGACUUCCAAUAUUCUGUGAUAGUAACGGAUGUAACAAAAUAUCACCUGAUAAUGGCGACUCUCCGUCAACUGAUAAGACUGAAAGUAAUUCGGCAGCUUCUACGAUACAAAAUGAUGGAUUUGAAAACAUCGAUCAUAAAAAUGUACAAUUUCGAUACGAAUCAGCACCCAAUAUUUGUAUAAAUACAGUUGAAAACGAAAAUCAAAAUAUUGUACAGUCCUUUGACAAUAAACAACAGAAAAACAGUGACCAAUUUUCACGUCAUUCAUUAGUAAUAUCUGGAGUUCAUUUGGAAUCUCCUCAUUUACUAGAUGUAACUUUAGAAAGUGAAUCUAAUGCUCCAAAUCUGGUUGAUGAAGAAUUUAUGCCUUCAAUUCAUAGUAGCAUUUUAGAGCCAGUUAGUUCUGUGGCAGAAAAUAUCAUUAAUUUAGAGAUAAAUUUGGAUUGUAAACAAGACAAUAGUACAGUAAGUAGAAUAGAACAGACACCAUCUCCAGAAGAUUUACCUCUAGACAGUUCAGAAUUGAAUGGUGAAAUAAGUUCAUACUCUCAGUUUUCCGCUUCGACUUUACAUGAUUCGCAAACUUAUUCAGAUAGUAAAAUUGAAUACUCUAAAUCUAUGGAGACGUCAAAAGUUUCUAACAGCUUUAUUACAAGUAUCACUAGUAUUACUAGCUUAGAUGGAUACCAAGGUGAUGGUGAAAUGUCAAGGCCUGUAAGUAGAGGCGCUGAUCACUCUUUGGAACAACGUGAGGAUGUUAUAGAAAUGAAUUGGCAAAAUGUUCCCGUGACUAGAAGAGCAGAUCCUAUGACUGAUUCAGACUUUUUUACCGAAAGUGAUGCCGAUGGUUUGGAUGACCAAAUGCAAAGAGGUGACCGAAGAGCUCAAGUAAUAGAUGGUGCACUUUAUGGAGGAAAAAACGGAGGUGGUAACCCUCCACUUAUAGUCAAUAGAAAUGAUGAUUCAUGUAUGGAAUCUAGCGGAGUGUAUACUGAUUUUGAAAACCAUAGGGCAUCUCCAGUAUUUCUAAAUGUAAUAGAUGAUAUGUCUCCAGCGGGUUCUACUCCAUCAACACGAUCAGAGUGCAGUCAGAAAAAUAAUAGUACAGGAAAUAUCAAUGCUUAUUUCACUUCAAUAGACUUGGAAAAAUCUAAAAUAGAUUUGAAUUCUGUAUCUAUAGAAGUAUCUUCUUCUACUCCAAAAAGUAUAAGCAAAAGAAACUCAUUGAACAGUGAAAAAGAUGAAAAAGGUAUUGAGAAAAGCAAAGAAGAAAAACGAAGUUUCACAUUAAAGAAGUACAAAAUGCCCAAGCGUGAUGUGCCAAGCAAAUUAAAAAGUAUGCUGGCCAGUAAAAAGACUGAUGUUGAUGUAAGUGUACAAAGUAGUCCAAAAGCAAUUAAAAAGAUGGACAGGCGAGAGACGUUGUCAAAGAAAAAUUCAUUAGAUAAUAAGACCGACUACAAAACGAAGUCCUUUAAAGAUAUAAAAUCUAAAGUGGAUAGUUCCUAUUCAUUACAACGAUCUCAGACUGCGUGUAGUGUCAGCAGGAUGUUAAGCUCAAAAUCUACAAACACCAACUUGAAACCGAAAAGCCGCCACAUGCGUAUGCGCAUGGAGCUGGGCUCGGCAGCCGGCAGCGGUAAGAGCAGCCUGCACAGCUCGCAGAGUGACAUCAGCGCCUCCAGCACUCCUUUAGGAAAACACACUACCAGCCGCUUUCCUCUAUCACGGAACGGCAAGAAACGGGAAAGCGGGCCGACGCCGACCAACCCCACCCGCGCGCCCGCCACCCCGCCGCAGACCCAACCCCCAUCCGCCCAGGCAAAGAAAAAUGGCGUGGUGCAGAAGCUGUCGGCGUCCCCUGUGUCAGUGCGCUCCAGGACUUCGCUGGCACCUCCCCCCUCACCCCGCAAGCCCCCGUCCCAUCGGGUACCUGCUCAGCGGCCAACUACCUUACCCACCAGUAAAGAGCCGCCGCGGGUGGCUGCAGCGAUCGGGCCUCGUGGGAAGCGCGUGCAAACGCCACAGCCGGUCCGCACGCCGCCGGUAACGCUCACUGCUCCGCUGCCUGCCCCGCCCCGAGAACAAGCAGUAGCGCUUGCACACGCUGCUAAAGGUGUUGAAGCGUUGGGCGUUUUAGUCCAAUAUUUGGUGUUCCGUUUGGAUGCUUUGAGUGGCGGAACUUGGCGCUUAGAGGCGGAAAAAUGGCGGGAAAUAGCGGCAGUAGAGCGUAGCAGCGCCGCGCGCGCCGACCGCGACCGCCAGCAAAGGGCUCAGAAGGACUUAGAUACCAUCGCAGAAUGCCUGAGCAAGAUCUCAGAGUUAGAAAUGGAGGUUUCGUCGAAGGAGGAGGCGAACGCUCGUCUCCAAGCGACGCACGUGGAGCAAGUCACAGCAUUGGCGAAUGAUAUCAAGGAACUUAAGGACACCAUCGAAACCCUAAAACGUGAAGUUGCGGAAAGUAGAGCGCGACUGCACGCACACAGUGAAAUCGAGCGAACUUUGCGAGCGCAGCUGGAAGCGGCGCGAGCGCAGAGCGAGCGGAGCGAACCGCAGCCGGACACCUGCGACGCCGCCUGCGACCCCGUGCGCUGCGACGUUGAGGACUGCGAGCUGAGGUUGACUGCCAAUGAGGAACUGAGCACGGAUGCCAGUGAAUUGGCAGCUGAGGUGCGAUCCCUUCGAGCCGUGAUAGAGCUAAAGCAGGCCGAGAUGGCGUCCCUGCGCGACGCGCGGUCGGAGCUAGCGGCGGAGCGACAGCGGCGCGCGGCGGCGGAGCGCGAGGCGCGCGCGGCGCGGCACGCGGCCGAGGAGCUGCGCGAGCGCGCGGCGGCGCGACAGCGCGACGCCGAGCGCCUGCGCGACGACCACCGCCGGCUGCGCGACGCCGCCGCGCGCGACCGCGACCACGCCGCGCGCCUCGCCGCGCUCAACGAGGAGCUUCGAUACAAGCUCCGACAGAAGUCGCAGGUGGUGUCGCUGCUGGCGGGCGGUGGCUACAUGGAGCGCGGGCUGCGCGCGCGCACGAGCUCCGCGGACUCGGUGCGCUCCCCCUCCCCGCCCCCCGACUCCCCGCCCUCGCCGGCCGCCUCGCCCGCGCCCGCCACCCCACCGCUCCCCGCUGUCAAGGGCGUCGUCGAGAAACACGACUCCGUCAGCUGGGUGCUGGAAAUUGAAGAGACCCCUGAAGAAGUUGCGUCAAGACUGGCGCGGCGGUCGUCGUUCCGCGCGGCGUCCUCCCCGAGCGGCGUGAAGCGGCGCGGCGGCGGGUCCCCGGGCGGCGGCUCCCCCGCCCCCGCCUCCCCCGCACCCAACGCCUCCAAGCUCUUCCGGCCUGGAGAACUUGACUUCCCGCCGCCGCCACCACCCCUCAAAGAAUCAGCAGGAGAAGCGAUCUACAUUUACGACGAUCGUCAGUAUUGAGGAUAUAAGGAAUUUUGGUUUGUGAAUUACUAGUCUUGUGGACCGGAAUGUCACAAUUUACAACUCCACAUGAAGAAGACGGCAGUAUUCUGUUCCCUGCAUGGAACCCACCGGCGAAGCCGUCAAAUAUACGCUGAUUGUUAGUAUUGAAUGAUGAGGAAUUUUUGUUCGUGAAUUACUAGUCUCGCCCGCGCGUACUGGAAUAUCACAGGGAAUUACACAAAGCUCGACGCAGAUGGUGACACCAGCAUACGCAUUAAUCCUCUGAACAUUGAAAGACCAAGGCCGGUGCACAAAUCAAUGUGGAGAGAAUAGUCAAUGUCAAAUAUUAUGUUUACAUCGUAUGCUAGUGCUGCACUCUGCAGGGAAAACACCGCUGUAAUAUUUCCAUUUGCAACUCCACGCGAAGAAGUGUGCGUAUGUUUUGUAUGUAAUACGCCUCAACGUUUAUAAUUACCCGAUUUGAUAUUCUUGCCUGAUUAUGAAUUGCAUGACACAGUCAUAGAUUUAAAUAAAUGGGACCCGACCGGAAUGUUUGCAAUUUAGUCUUAAAGUUUUGCUUCAUUAUUAAUUGAAGCCAAUACAAUAUUUAUAGAUUCAUUAAUGUACCCAGAUCUUUAGAUUUCUUAACCUACAUUAAGUAAUCGAAUUUUACGUAUUCUCUUACGUAAAAGUGAGCAUCUUACCAUAACAUCAAUCUAUGAGACACGCGGCAGAGUGUUAGUUCUGAAUGUAUGUAAAAUGAGACGCGGUCGGGCGACGCGACGCGAUGCUGCGGUUUGAAGCUCGCCUUCACUCCACCUCACAUGAGGUGAUACAAAUUCAAUGCUCUCAUAGAAUGAGACUUAGCUUGCAGUGAUAUGAUGUUGUUCACGUAUGAUAUUACAUUGUAGAUAUAAUAUUAAGUACCAUUAUGCUACGCGUUUAACUUAUUCCCUUGUUUUCGUGGGUGUAUGUAGUUAUUUUUUGGCAGUGGAUUAAACUUGAGAAAUAAGGUAAAUGAGUAACUUCGUUCUAGUAUUUUGUAAGUGUGCUUUUCCUAAGAUUUCUUAGCCUUGAACAUAUGUGUAAUUCGGCUACGUUUUGAAGGAAAGUGUUAUGUACCUGUCAAUUGCACCAAUAAUUAGAAUAAACUGUUUAGUCGCAAGAUUUUUUUAAAAUAAUUGCGACAUCUCCUCGUCAAAGCAUUUUCACAUUACUUAAAUACAAUUAUUUUCUUCCAUAGAGGCAGGAGGUUAUUUUGCUUUCUAAUCUAUCUCCCAUUCUUCUUAUACUAUCUAUAAUUUAUUUCUUACCUAUGUACUUAUUUUCAUAUUUUUAUUUAUUGGUGCAAUUAAUCUUGUUUCUGGUUGUUUAUUAAUAAAAAAAUGAUUCGAAUAUUAAAUUCUUGCAAAGCCGUCGGCUGGCAGGUUGUUGUCUGCGUUAUUUAACAAAAAAGUGAUCUUAAAUGUUAUAUCGUUUUGUAUCCACUAUCGUAUUUAUAUCUUAAUUAUUAUCUACCUAUAGUUUAUUGUGGUUGUUGGCACUGUAUUAUUUUUAUGUACAAAUAACGAUUUAAAAGAUGAAAAAUUUAACAUAGUUUUAAGUGAAAAUUGUCUUGGAAGUAGGACUGCGAUUAGUGUGUCGCUGAUUUUGUUAAGAUUGAUGGAUGCUUUUGCAGUGUUUUCUUUGAAUUAACAUUUUUCACUUUCUUCUUAUAACGUUCUAAUACAUUGGAAAGCUCAUCUAAGCCGAACCAAAGAGUCAUGAUCAACUCUUUGCCACGUUCCUUUGUUUUGCUAAGCAAACGAAUAUUUGCAUGCAUAGUAAUCCAGGUAAAGUUUGAUUUUUUAUUUAUUUUUAAGUUAAAAGAUAUAAUAAUACCAUUCCAAAUUAAGAAAUGUAAGCGAUAAUAAUUAUUACUUAAUACGAAGGAUAUUAAUAUAAAAUAAAAUAGUAUGUUACAGCA
Messenger RNA from Plodia interpunctella (Indianmeal moth), 6469 nucleotides. It is a transcript of the gene toc, whose product is annotated as toucan. The record is from RefSeq and is a predicted model, not a curated record. Bases 385 to 4521 code for a protein of 1378 amino acids. The transcript is spliced from 13 exons. NCBI's taxonomy places the organism in Eukaryota, Metazoa, Arthropoda, Insecta, Lepidoptera, Pyralidae.